ACCCCGGCCACCGCGCCCUCUACGAGCAGCACAGCGACGAGCGUGCCUUCCCGCCCUUCGACAAGGAGGCGAUGCCGCAGAACGGCACGGGAAUGUACCCUCCCUACGACCAGAAUGGCUACCUGCACAAGCCGGGCGGCCAGCAGCGCAUGCUGCACGCAAGCACGCCAAUUGAGUUCGGCGCCCGCCCUCCGGCUGACAGCCCGUCACACAGCCAGCACUACUACGCCCACGAGAGCGUGGCACCGCCGCCGCAGCCGACCUACUACCCGCAGGAGACGAGUCUGUGCCGCGGCCAGCCGGCGUACUACGCGGCCCAGGCGGGCGCCGGGCAGCCGGGAUACCCGGCGCCCGAGGCGGCGCCGUCGCCGGGCCUGGCCCACCGACCCAGCUACUACUCCCAGGACGUGAGCGACACCUCGAGCGCCUCACAGAGGCUGAGCGGCGCGCCGUACGACGAGACGGUCGGCAGCGCCCCUGGCGGCCGUACCGGCCUGGGGCGGGGCCGGGCGCACGUGGACCGGUACGCAGACCCACCGCGACCCUCCUACGCCCAGGACGUGCAGAUGAAACCGGGGACCAUGGCGACGCCCGUGUGA
This is a messenger RNA of Pollicipes pollicipes, 599 nucleotides long. RefSeq names its product protein transport protein SEC24-like. NCBI's taxonomy places the organism in Eukaryota, Metazoa, Arthropoda, Thecostraca, Pollicipedomorpha, Pollicipedidae. The record is from RefSeq and is a predicted model, not a curated record. The transcript is spliced from 3 exons. Bases 72 to 599 code for a protein of 175 amino acids.